Trichomycterus rosablanca is the source of this 4787-nucleotide messenger RNA. RefSeq names its product epidermal growth factor receptor pathway substrate 15-like 1a (gene eps15l1a). Bases 50 to 2782 code for a protein of 910 amino acids. The transcript is spliced from 25 exons. Gene Ontology annotation, molecular function: calcium ion binding; cadherin binding. Gene Ontology annotation, cellular component: clathrin coat of coated pit; cytoplasm; plasma membrane. Gene Ontology annotation, biological process: endocytosis; endosomal transport. The record is from RefSeq and is a predicted model, not a curated record. Lineage: Eukaryota; Metazoa; Chordata; Actinopteri; Siluriformes; Trichomycteridae.
UGGGAAAAUAACGCUGCAGUCGCCCGUGGUUCCCGGAGCAACAGGGAAAAUGGCAGCGCUCACCACCUUUACUCAGCUGUCAGGUGGGAACCCAAUGUAUGAAAAUUAUUACCGACAGGUGGAUCCAGGAAACACUGGACGAGUAGGACCUACAGAAGCUGCCAUGUUCCUAAAGAAAUCAGGCCUACCUGAUAUUACUCUGGGAAAGAUCUGGGACCUGGCUGAUCCAGAUGCAAAAGGUUUCUUGGACAAACAGGGGUUUUAUGUUGCUCUGCGGCUUGUGGCCUGUGCACAGAGUGGCCAGGAGGUCUGUCUCACCAGUCUGAGCCUUACAGUGCCCCCUCCGAAAUUUAAGGACUCGAGUAGCCCAUCAUUAAGUGGUCCACCUCCAACGGACAGCCACUGGGCUGUUCGGCCUGAAGAGAAGAACAAGUUUGAUGGUAUUUUUGACAGUCUCGUACCAGUGAAUGGGUUACUAUCAGGGGAAAAGGUCAAACCAGUUCUCAUGAACUCCAAGCUGCCCGUGGAUGUUUUAGGAAAGGUUUGGGAUCUAAGUGAUAUAGAUAAAGACGGACACUUGGACAGGGACGAGUUUGCAGUGGCCAUGCACCUAGUGUACAGGGCACUAGAGAAAGAGCCUGUUCCCUCCGUCCUGCCCUCUUCUCUUAUCCCACCAUCAAAACGAAAGAAGUCAGGGGCCUCGUUGGCUGGCAUGGCCCCCAUGUUGCCGGGCAGCCCGCCACCACCUAAAGACAGUCUGCGUUCGACACCCUCACACGGCAGCAUGAACUCCCUAAACAGCGCAGGAAGCCUGUCGCCUAAACACACCCUCAAAUCUACACAGCAUUCUGUGAACUGGGUGGUGCCAGUGGCGGACAGAGGACGAUACGACGACAUCUUCCUCAAAACCGACGCCGACCUUGACGGGUUUGUUAGCGGCCAAGAAGUGAAAGAGAUCUUCAUACAGUCAGGCCUUUCACAGAACAUGCUGGCACAUAUAUGGGCUUUGGCAGACACACGGCAGAUAGGCAAGCUGACCCGGGAGCAGUUUUCCCUGGCUAUGCACUUUAUUCAGCAGAAAGUGAGCAAAGGAUUGGACCCUCCACAGACCCUGACUCCUGAAAUGAUCCCUCCCUCAGAGAGGGGAACCCCUAAUCUACCUGGUUACACGACUCCUGUGGGUUCGGAGAUGGCAGCCCUGACAGAGAUGCGCAGAGACAGUUCCAGUUCUGUUGGGUCUGGCGAGUUCACUGGGAUUAAGGAACUGGAUGAUAUCAGUCAGGAGAUCGCUCAGCUGCAGAGGGAGAAAUACAUGCUAGAGCAGGACAUCAGAGAAGCCGAGGAGGCCAUCAGACACAAGACUACUGAGGUUCAGGAGAUGCAGAAUGACCUGGACAGAGAGACGUGCAGCCUGCAGGAACUGGAAGCUCAGAAACAGGACGCUCAGGACCGGCUGGACGAGAUGGACCAGCAGAAGGCCAAGCUGGAGGACAUGCUGAAUGAAGUGAGGCAGAAGUGUCAGGAGGAAUCUCAGAUGAUCUCAUCUCUUCAGAGCCAGAUCCAUUCUCAGGAGUCUGACCUGCUGAAUCAGGAGGAGGAACUGACUCGGGCUAAAGCAGACCUGUGUCGGCUGCAGCAGGAGGAAGGUCAGCUGGAACAGAGUCUACAGGCCGGCAAGAUCCAGCUGGAGACCAUCAUCAAGUCCCUCAAAGCCACGCAGGACGAGAUUAAUCAGGCUCGCAGUAAACUGUCUCAGAUUCAGGACAGUCAACACGAAGUGAGCAAAAACAUCGAGCAGUAUAACAGCGCUCUGAACGGGACACAUGGGGGCAGCAUGACCAACCUGGCUGACAUGAGUGAGGGAUUCCCGGACAAGGAAAACGGAGGAUUCGGGGCCAUGGACGACCCGUUCAAAGUGAAGCCAAAUGUUUUUGGCAGCAACGCUCAGGAGAUGCACACAGAUCCAUUUCAGUCUGAAGACCCUUUCAAAUCCGACCCUUUCAAAGGUGAUCCUUUCCAGAACGAUCCUUUCGCCAAGCAACCUCCCACAGCUGCAGAUCCAUUUGGGGCAGAUCCGUUUAAAGAAACCGACCCGUUCAAGACCACAUCGGAGGACUUCUUUAAGAGGCCGGCCAAAGCAGAUCCCUUCACCAGCUCGGAUCCGUUCUGUAAAAGUGCUACUCUUCCUGCAAAGUCUCAUCCGUUUUCAAAUAAUGACCCUUUCGCCUCCACAAGUCCCAAACACAAAGGCUCAGAUCCCUUUGGGACUCGGGACCCAUUUGGCAGCAGCUCAUUCGGGAGCAACAGUGGCUUCGCUGACUUCAGUCACAUGUCAAAGCAGGGUUUCGUUGAAGACCCUUUCAGCCAGAAGCCGGACACUCCAGCUCUCCCGCCCAAGAAGACCUUACCACCCCGACCCAAGCCACCCAGCGGUAAAAGCACCCCAACUAACACGCCUGGAUCGGGGGAUACGAGCAAGCCGAGCGACCCCUUCCAACCCUUCGGCUCUGACGCUAAUGACCCAUUUCAGAGUAAAAAGGGGCUCGGGGACCCGUUUAGUGGCAAAGAUCCGUUCGCUCCAUCUGCUUCAAGUAAAGCCCCUAAAGAUUCUUCCUUGGGUUUUGCAGACUUCAGCUCUUUUGGGAAUGAGGCGCAGCAGAUGGAGUGGGCGAAGCGCGAGAGCGAGCGGGCCGAGCGUGAAAGGCUAAAGAGACUCCGGCAGCAGGAGCAGGAGGAUCUGGAACUGGCCAUCGCACUCAGUAAAGCUGAGAUGAACACCUGAACUCACACCCUCUCUCUCUCUCUCUCUCUCUCUCUCUCUCUCUCUCAUAACCUCCACACACACCUGCAGCAGAGACGUGUGUGUGUGUGUGUGUGUGUGUGUGUGUGUGUGUGUGUGUGUGUGUGUGUGUGUGUGUGUGUGUGUGUGUGUGUGUGUGUGUGUGUGUGUGUUGGAGGCUACAUGAGGGAGAACAUUUUGUUAAUAUUUGAAAUGUUCGUUUUUAUUUUUUUUUUAACGUCAUGAGUUGCGUUAUGUAAAUGGGUUCAUUCUACAUGCACUGCAAUAACCUGCACUACUCUCACAGAUAGAUUAUUUAAUGUGUGUAUGUAUGUAUGUAUGUGUGUGUGAGUGGGUAGGUGGGUGGACUUGUGUGUGUGUGUGUGUCUCAGACUAGUGAACCUGUCGACAGAGCCAUUAAUGGCGAGUUAGCUCAGUGUGAUCCAUGGAAAAUAUUUAAAAUGACUAAACCCAGUCCAUCAGCCAAGACAUGUUUGGUGUCCGAUAUUAACUUGAAGGUAGAAAGAUAAUCUAGCUGUUUUAUUUAUGGGGUGGUCCUGGCGUCCAUUUAAAACAUCAUAACGAAAACCUCGUUGAGGUGCGUUGUUCGUGUGUUUGUGGGGAGCGUUUAUGUUCCUGCUCAACGCUGGCAGGGUUGUGUCUCAUCAUACAUACUACAUGCUAUAUACACAGUCAAGUCACAUUAUUAUGACCACCAGUUAAUAUCCAGAGUAACCGUGUGCCAUGAGCAGCACGGACAGCACACUGUCGCCUCACAGCAAGAAGGUCCUGUGUUCGAUCCCCAGGUGGGGCGGUCCGGGUCCUUUCUGUGUGGAGUUUGCAUGUUCUCCCCGUGUCCGUGUGGGUUUCCUCCGGGUGCUCCGGUUUCCUCCCACAGUCCAAAGACGUGCAGUCAGGUAAAUUGGAGACAUUAAAUUGUCCAUGACUGUGUUUGAUAUAACCUUGUGAACUGAUGAAUCUUGUGUAAUGAGUAACUACCGUUCCUGUCAUGAAUGUAACUAAAGUGUAAAACAUGACGUUAAAAUCCUAAUAAACAAACAAACAGCACGGACAGCAGCUAGACAGGCUGGGAGUGACUCAGUGCUGACUGCAGUGCAUCCCACAGCUGCUGGAGGAGCCAACACGACCAUCAGAUGGUCCCACAGACACUCAGUUGGGUUCAAGUCUGGGGAAUUAAGGGGUCAGGGUAGUACUUGGAAGUCUUGGUCAUGCUCUUCUAACCAGUGUGGGACAUUUCUAGCCGUGUGACGUGUCGCAUCGUCUUGCUGGAAGAUCCCAUCCAAUCCAGGGAAGACAAUCAGCAUGUAUGGGUGUACGUCAUCUGCAAGGAUGGACUCAAACCCAAAUCGGUUGAGAGUGCCUUCCACACGCCACAAAAACAUUCCCCGGACCAUAACGCUGCCACAGCCAUCGAAGUUAGGAAGUGGUCAUAAAAAUUCGGGAACUAAAGGCGUCCCUGUAUACGGAAUAUAAGAAUUGAAAAUGCGUUUAAGCAUUUAACAUGUGUGGCUCUGUCGGAGAGUAAAAUGUUGGUUUGAAUUGUAACCGGUUGCAUUUUAGUCUCUCUGUGGUCUUGUGUAGAUUACAUGGUUUGGCAUAGCGAAUAUUUUAGGAUUUAGACCUUAAGGUUGCGUAUAGGGGUCCUGGGUACCUGGACUUCAAAUCCCCACCCCUGUCUGUACAAACUUUGACAUGUUUGUUAAGUGUUUCAUCACCUUGCCCCUCCUUUCCCUUUAAAACACGUGUAGAGGGUGAUUUGACUGCUGUAAAUUGCUUAUAAGUCUAAGCAAGCGAGUGAGUAGAUGGGUGAGUGUAAAACACCCUGUAAUAGAUUGGUACAAACAGUGUGCCCGAAAUUAAGGAUCGAUCUCGGGUCCCCAGGAACGGUGUUACUGUGCGCCACCCGCUCAACCGUCUGCCCCACUGUGUCAGCCGAGCUUAUUAUAAAACUAAUUUAUUAAUUUUAAUGUUUUUAUUUUGGUUACAU